Messenger RNA from Argentina anserina (silverweed cinquefoil), 893 nucleotides. RefSeq lists its product as uncharacterized. The record is from RefSeq and is a predicted model, not a curated record. The coding region runs from base 126 to 893 and encodes 255 amino acids. The transcript has 3 exons. Lineage: Eukaryota; Viridiplantae; Streptophyta; Magnoliopsida; Rosales; Rosaceae.
CCGCAAGUCCCCGCAUCAAAACCUUCAAAAUUGCUCCUCCCGCAUAUUCACGCAAGAGACGUGAAAUUCACAAGCAAGGACUUCGCUCAAGAGAAGCUACUCCCGUAUACUACAAACCUUCAAAGAUGUCAUCGCCAUCUCGACCGGAAUUUGGCCUUCUUGAUCUAGAAGGAAAGGAAUACCACCGCUGGGUUUCCGACAUGGAACUCGCUUUCGAGAGCCGAGGGAUUGAAGGCAUGUUUGCCGACCCUCCUGCUGAUUUCCCACCCAUGGCUAAGACUCAGACUCUCAUCUUCAUGAGACGUCACAUCCAUGCAACUCUUAAGAGGCAAUACUUGAACGUAAAAGAUCCUAAAGAAUUAUGGGACAAACUACGCUUGCGGUACAACAACGUUCAUGAUAAGCUUCUUCCUGAAUUGACCGUUAGAUGGGAUAACAUCCGUCUAUUGGACUAUAAGAGAGUGGAUGAUUUCAAUCAGGAUAUGCUAUGCUUGCAAUCCGAUCUUGGCACCGUUGGUGUCAUCAAGACCGACCUAGAUCUUCUCAAUAAGACAUUGGACACGUUUCCAAUCAACUAUGAGGUUCAAGCUCAUACGUACCGCACUCAUGUAGAGGAAGGGAAGAUCCGGUCUUUUGCCGACUUAAUGGCACUCUUGGCUAAGAAGGAGAGACAUUUUGAAAUUCUCCUCAACAACAACAAUAGACCUGUUGGCACUAAAAGAAUUUCUACGCCACAGUCUAACUAUGGGAAAGCUCCUAAACAAAAGAAUCAAUCAAGGAACGCUCCAUAUCAGCACCAAAAUAACAACUCUCGUGGUGGGAGGCAACAAGGCCGAUCUCGGCCUCGGUCCAAUACUUGGACCCGUGAUGAUGAACGAGAUCGUGCGCUAUAA